AUAGGAAAAGCUCAUACUGAUUCAAAUAUGUAAACUUAGAAAAUCACUUGUCACAUUCGAUUGAAAAUAAAUUUUUGAUGAAAAAUAAAAAAUAGAGCAUUUAUUGAAAAAGAAAAAGAAGAAGUAGGUUGUCAGGUUUUGGUAGUUGUUUUUGAAGAAGAAGAAGAAGAAAAAACAUAUCUAGAGUGAAGGAGACAUUUUCUCUGAUAUUUAUAGACGCUUGAACAGUCGCAUGAAAUGCAAAGACGCAAAUAUGAGAUUUAGGGAGAGACGUGAGUUUUAUAUUUGGGGCCUUUUAUAGCAAAACGACAUUUUGAAUAUCUAACAGUCAAAAGGACGUUUUACUAGAAAUAGGGCUAAAAAAAUAAUAAAACAAAUCGUAUGAUUCCUUUGAUUUGAUUUGAAUCGUACGAUUCUCUGUCAAAAAUGAUUCUAUAGUAAGAUACGAAUUGAAUUAGGACUAAAUUGAAUCGUGAAUUGUAUGAUUUUGAUAACAAUGAUUUGAAGCUUAGUCAGUUUUGGCUUUUGUUGAAUGAUAUUACUAAGUUCCUUAGCUGAAUCAAGAAUGCAAAAUUUCCUAUUAGAAGACAAUGUACAUGGACUUUUGCGGAGGUAUAUAAUUUUCAAGUACUUAAAAGGUGAUCCUUUUUGGUGCUUAUCGAUUCGUGUUAUUUAGAACACAUUUAUGCAUUUGAUGCAACCUUGUUCUCAGUUUGGGAGAAAGGUAUUGAAGUUUGUGCUGGGAACGCAUGAGGGUCUUGUUACGAGAACAUCUCCACAAGAUGUUAAGUGCCGAUCAAAAGGGCUUACUCAAAUUCGUUGUCAAGUACUUUGUUGCCUGCAAAUGUUCAGCCUGUGAGAGAGUCGGAUCUUUCGUACUCACCUUUUCCCUCGCAAUCAAUGCCUGCAAAGUACGGCAACGCAGUGUCUUCCAUUGGUGGUUCGAUCAUUUCCAUGUCAGAGGCAUUGAAGAAUGCUGGGUUUUCAACCCAGCCUACUGCCCAGACCCUGUCUGGAACCAAUGUUGCUACAGGACCUGCUCUUCCUCAACACCUUGCUGUGCACCCAUAUUCCCAACCUACUCUUCCUUUGGGACCAUUUGCAAACAUGAUUAGCUACCCUUUUUUGCCUCAAAGCUAUACAUAUAUGCCUUCUGCUUUCCAGCAAGCAUUUGCUGGUAACAGCACGUAUCAUCAAUCUCUGGCAGCUGUACUUCCUCAAUAUAAAAAUAGUGUUUCUGUCAGCAGCUUACCUCAGUCUGCUGCUGUUCCUUCUGGGUAUGGCGCCUUUGGGAGUUCAAACACCAUCCCUGGAAACUUUCCAAUGAAUCAACCUGGUGCUCCCGCAGGCACGACCACAGGAUAUGAAGAUGUUAUGAAUUCCCUGUACAAGGACAGCAACAAUUUGAUAUCUCUUCAGCAGAAUGAAAACUCAGCUAUGUGGCUACAUGGUCCUGGUUCCAGAACAAUGUCAGCUGUUCCUGCCAGCACAUAUUAUGGCCUCCAGGGGCAGAGUCAACAGCCUGGUGGAUAUCGCCAAGGUCAGCAGCCUUCACAGAACUAUGGAAAUCUUGGUUACCCUAAUUUCUACCCUUCCCAGACCGGAAUCUCACUGGAACAUCAGCAGCAGAACCCUAGGGAUGGGUCCCUCAGUGGCUCUCAGGGCCAACCUAAACAGUCCCAACAACAGAUAUGGCAAAAUGGCUACUAAUCUCCUCAUGGUUUUUCAGGGCCUUGUAGUGAGUUUGAGAGUGGCCAAUCAAGGCAUUCCCGCGGUUGAAGAACAUUGAUGCAUAAUGUUCAUAAGCGGACUUGACUGGCUGCUGCCCUGUGCCUUGAGUUUGUAAUUUGGAUUAGUGAACAUUCCUCUUUGUUUCUUUUAU
Ilex paraguariensis (yerba mate) is the source of this 1882-nucleotide messenger RNA. The record is from the annotation of a GenBank genome assembly. NCBI's taxonomy places the organism in Eukaryota, Viridiplantae, Streptophyta, Magnoliopsida, Aquifoliales, Aquifoliaceae.